Molecule: messenger RNA, 893 nt
Organism: Pogonomyrmex barbatus (red harvester ant)
Lineage: Eukaryota; Metazoa; Arthropoda; Insecta; Hymenoptera; Formicidae
Product: histone-lysine N-methyltransferase SETMAR
Cellular component (GO): nucleus
Molecular function (GO): histone methyltransferase activity; protein binding; zinc ion binding
Source: RefSeq, a predicted model, not a curated record
UACUGUGGUAAGUAUGGAAGCGAGUGCUUCUGUUGAUGAGUACGAACAUCCUGUAGAGGAUGUUAUGUACAUAACAAAUAAUAUACCAGGGCCUGGAAUAGACGUAGCAGACUUUGAGGCGGAAUAUACUGUAGGCUGUUCGUGCAUGACUGAAUGUCGUAAUUGCUCAUGUACACGUGGUUCUGCUAAUUAUUCUAAUGCUCGAAUUAUCAGUGAGAAACUAAUCGGUCCGAUAUUUGAAUGCCAUGCUCGUUGCGGAUGUGGGCCAAAUUGUGGAAAUCGAUUAGUGCAGAACGGUCCGUUGAACUGUCUGGCGGUUAAAAAAGUCGCCGAUAAAGGUCUCGGACUUUUCACGAAUAAAUUAAUAAAAAAAGGUCAAUUCAUUUGCGAAUACGCUGGUGAGGUGAUAGGCCUGUUGGAAGCGCGAUGUAGGGUCGAAGCUAAUAAAGAACGUAGCUUGAUGAAUUAUGUUCUCGUAGUGUCGGAACAUACUGGUGAACAUAUUAUUGUAACUUGUAUAGAUCCGAAAUAUUUUGGUAAUAUUGGACGCUAUGCUAAUCAUAGCUGUGACCCAAACUCCAUCCUUGUGCCGAUCAGAAUAGAAGGGAUCGUACCUCGAUUAUGCUUAUUUGCAUCUAGGGAUAUAGAGAAUGGGGAGGAAGUGACUUUUGAUUAUGCUGGUGGUGCAAUGGCUAAUUCCGUCCAUUAUCUCAGUGAUACUCCUUGUCUUUGCGGUUCUAACAAUUGUUAUCGCUAUUUACCCCAUAAUAAAAUUUAACAGCAUGAAAUAACAAAGUCAUACAAAGAUUUGAUGUAAUAAAUUGAUUGUAAAUCGGGAAAAGUUAUGUGUCUCUUGAAAUUGAUAUCAUACGAAUCAAAAUAAAGUCACAGAU